AUGCGUCUCAUCAACACAAAGACACUCAAGCUCGAAGAGUAUUUCAACAACAUCCCGCCGUAUGCAAUCCUCUCACAUACGUGGGGCGAUGGCGAAGUGACCUUUGCGGACUGGUGCAACGGGCUGGCCACGGUGCGUAAAAAGGAGGGCUUCCGCAAGAUCGAGCUGACCUGCCAGCAGGCGGCGCACGAUGGCUAUGAAUAUGCCUGGGUCGACACGAACUGCAUCGACAAGACGAGCAGCUCGGAGCUGUCGGAGGCCAUCAACUCCAUGUUUGCAUGGUACCGCGACGCGCAGGUCUGCUAUGUCUUCAUGAAAGACGUCGUCGUCCCGGGCGAGGACGGCAACCCCAUGCCCUUGGUGACGCCAGGCGAGCCGCCGCCGCCGCCACCGGGUGGCCGUCCUAAGUACCUCGCCGACCCAGCUGUGCGCCGCGCGUUCAAGGCGAGUGCCUGGUUCACGCGCGGCUGGACACUGCAGGAGCUGUUGGCCCCGUCCAAGGUGCUUUUCUUCUCGUACGAGUGGCUGCCGUUGGCUACCAAGGAAACGGAAGGCAUGCUGAUUAGCGACAUCACCGACAUUGACCGAACCUACAUCAAGCGGCCUGAGGAUGUCUCCACGGCGAGCAUUGCGCGCCGCAUGUCGUGGAUGGCAAAGCGCCGCACAACACGCAUCGAGGACACCGCAUACUGCUUGCUUGGGCUGUUCGGCAUUCAUAUGGCGCUGCUGUACGGCGAGGGCCAUCGGGCGUUCCUCCGGCUGCAGGAGGAGAUUAUCCGCGUGUCCAACGAUCAAACCAUUUUCUGCUGGCAGGCUAGCAAGGUCGGAGGGCAACCGCCACAGACGCUUUCCAACAGCGAAGACAUGCUGCCGGCACCAGCUGGUGCCAAGAACGCCGCUUCGACGAACCCUGUGCGGCAAGACACGCACCGCAAGGCCGAGCUGGAGCAGUGGACCAGUUUUCUCGCGCCGCAUCCCAAAGUCUUCCGUGACUCGGCCCUCUACUUCUCCGAGUUUGGCAACACCGGCAGCGGCGGCGGCGGCGGCACCAUGGGCGGCUGGAGCGGUGGAAACAUGCCCGGUAGUGCUGGAAGCUUCAGCACAUUGGGAAGCGCAAACGCUGCGUCCGGAUCGUCUGACAUCGGCCCAUACGCAAUCACAAACUUUGGCCUGAGCAUCUCCCUCCCUUUGCUCUACACUGCCAAGGGAGCAUGUGCUGUUCUUGACGUAGGCUACCGCCGCACGUCCAACGAUCGGGCGUCCCGCGUCGUCGUCCCGCUGCACCGCCUCCAAAGCGGCCACUAUAUUCGCCUGUCCACCCAGCUGUUGAUCAUGCAGGUACCCGCCGCCCUGACUGCCUCACGGACCCAAAUCUUUGUUGACUGUCGAAAUGCGCAGUCCCGCGGCACGGCAUUGCUGCUCAACCAGCGCGUCAGCGCACGGCCUGUCAAUAUGGCUGGCGGCGCGGCUGACAAACACCAGCCUGUUCUCUUCUUAACCUUCAACCGGCCCGUGGACCUCGACCGCACCCCGGUGGCGGCAUCGGACAUGGAUUUCGUGCCAUUUCACAGCGCCAUCGAAGUCAGUGUCCACGGCUUGGGCGCACAGAGCGCUGCCAUUCUUUCUGGAAAGGCUGCUGCUGGCGGCGUUGGCAUCAAUUACGGCAAUGGCAAUGCUCCUGCAGGCGCCGCCACAACAGAGCUGUUCCACCUCCUCGUGGGCGCCCGUACCAAUCAAGCAGUCACGUCCGACACUCCUGGAGCGGUCAGCAGCGGCGGCAGUGCUGCCACCAGGAAGCAUCGCGGCGUCCUGCCGCACGCCUCGUCCUCGUCCAACUCGUUGUCAUCAAAUCCUAGUACUCCCACAGCCUCGGACGACCAUGUCAGCCUGGACUGGCACGCCGAUGUGUGGGCACAAUCGCCGUCACUGCUCGGCGUGUUUUCGGGCACCGCAGGCAAGGCCACCACCCUCAAACCGCUGGUUAGCCGCUUGUCAGCCGACUACUUUGGCUCCUGGUGCACGUCCCGUGCCCUGCGAAACGUCUUGUCCUGGCGAUACUCUACGGAGGGUGCACUAGUGGUUUAUUUCGAAUUGGAUGAGCUGUACAGUAGUGGUUCUGGGGAGGGAGCAGAGGGAAAAAAUGGUACCGAACGUACUGGCACCCUGACGACGUUGAAUGGCGACGACGACGAGCUUGUGCGCUUCAGUCACUUACGCCGAUCCACCGCGACGACAUCUUCCAUAGAGCAACUGUUCGAUAUGAUGGCGCCGUCGCUGACCUCAACGCUAUCCAAAAUGACAACUGCGGCAUGGGACACGUCGGUUUCAAUAAAGUGA
Molecule: messenger RNA, 2337 nt
Organism: Sporothrix schenckii 1099-18
Lineage: Eukaryota; Fungi; Ascomycota; Sordariomycetes; Ophiostomatales; Ophiostomataceae
Exons: 1
Coding region: 1-2337 (778 amino acids)
Source: RefSeq, a predicted model, not a curated record